CCAAUACGUGGCUCUGCACUUGUCCUCUCGGUGUUGAAGGAGGUGGCAAUCAGUCCAAUCUACCAACGCAGUUAUGGCAGGAAAGAAGAAGCAAAAGGAAGAAUCAAAGGAAGAAUCGGAAGAAACAUCAUGGAGAGUCUCGCAAUUGUUGGAAAGGUUGGAAACCGACCUGAAAGAUAAAAUGACCGAGGGAGCUUUUAGGCUCUUCUACACGUCGAUCGUUAAUUUGGGUGCUGACGAUGAUGCAAGAGUAUCGAUCAGUCAGUGGAACUCCCUGUACCGGAGUGCGGAACGUGUGGCACGGUUGAUUUCAGACCGCGAUACGAAUGCAGAAAUGGCCGACGAACAGAAAACCACCAAUCCCCAAGUUUUCCAUCCACCGCACGAUCUGGAACCCAAAGCUUGGGUCGACUAUAAGGGCCGCAUCUUCCGUAGUUACGGGGCCGAAAAAGACCUGGCUGAGGUCGUCCUACAUAUUGCAAAGUUGCAAGGCUUCGAACAGGCUACAAACAACACCAAGACGGAUAGGAUUCUCGCGAAAUGCCCAGAUCGCCUUCGCUGCUUCUUCCUCAUCGAAGGAUUCUACAGGACAGGCGAACAUCUCGUCGGCUUUUUGCUGCCGCCCCUCGACCAUCUCAGAACUCUGGACUUCGAUACCGCUAUCGCAAAAGCGGAAGUCUUCAUUGCACCAUGCGCAGACCUUGAGCUCACAUUAGCCAAAUUCGCCGGCCGGGGCUGGCAGCCUGUUCCGAAUGUAGACGAUAUCAUGGAGAACGCCACCGACGAGGAGGAGGAUGACUCAGACGCUACCGAGGAGGAGGGGGAGUACGACGCAGAUGUCGAAUCAGAGGGCGAUCCGGUUUCGAUCGAAGAAAUCACCAUUGGAGUCUCGGCGAACAUUUUUCGAGUACUCAAUGGUAAGCAUCAGAAGUACUUUGAAAGUAGAGAAGGGGCAGGGGGUCUCCCCCUUUAUACUCUAGUACAACUGCAUCCAGAUGACUCACUGUACUCAGGCAGCGAAGCGUCCACCCCGAAAACGAACUACAGAGCCAGACCAACGGGUCCGGCUCCGGAUCCUGAUGCGAUACGCCGGUCAAAGCUCAAGCCCGGCCAGAUCGGUCGAAUCCAGCGCGAGAUCAAUUCGUGCUCGAACUCGCGUUUGGAAGUCGGGCCUGAGCAAUCUAUAGAAGAACAAUUCCUGGCGCGUAGGUUUUUCCUCACGGCAAAAAAAUGGGUUAAAAAUGAGCAUCGGAGAAACAAGGACCGGGGAUGCGAGAGGAGGUGGCUUUGAUUCCAGCAUAGGCAGAGAUUACAUCAGGAGGCUGUGUUGGGAGAUCUUGUCAUGAGAGUUUUCGGGGAGUGGAAUGGUGUUUGGCAUCUCUGGGUUUUGGAGAGUUGAGCGCGGUUAUUACUAUGCGACCUAGACCAGAGUGUGGUAUCAAUAUCGGAGGCUGGUGUAAGCCGUUCAGAGGAAUGUAUUUUCAAGGCACCUCACGGGCUUUAGUUCUAGAGAUCGGUAGAGACACUUCAGAGGAAUGCAGUUUCAAGGCACCUCGUGAGGUGUGGUAUUACUUGUAACAUGUUUUCCUAGUCGCCGC
Molecule: messenger RNA, 1598 nt
Organism: Mytilinidion resinicola
Lineage: Eukaryota; Fungi; Ascomycota; Dothideomycetes; Mytilinidiales; Mytilinidiaceae
Exons: 1
Coding region: 74-1291 (405 amino acids)
Source: RefSeq, a predicted model, not a curated record